UAAAAAAUUUGUUCCCGAAUUUGCUGGAAUCGGAAUCCGCCUUGUCACUCCCUUUUGCCAUCUCAGCCGGACACUCCAAUCGGAUUCCUCUCAGCAAUCAGUCUUCAAUUUCCCGCCGUCCAUCGCCGCCCAUAUCCUCCGCCCUAGCUCACCUCUCUUAAUUGCACUCGCCACUGCAAAACCUGAGCUGAAGAAUUCCAAGCUUUCCACAACAAAAAUCCAUCUCAAUUCGUUCUCUAAUGUCAAGCUGGGUGCCAGUGCAUAUCCUCACAAAUCCUUGUUUCAUAUUAGGGCCUCGAACUCGAUUGAAUUGCCGCCAUUUCACCAAUUGCUUUAUAAAUUCAUUGGCUACUAAGAGCCACGCAUUCUCCCACAAUCAGAUUAGGGCAUGGAAACCAGAUGUAGAUACAGUUGUGUCUGAUAAUGCGAAAUAUGGGGGUAAACAGAUUAUCAGUGUUACUCCCCGUCUGUAUGAUUAUAUACUGGGCAAUGUCAGAGAACCAGAGAUAUUGCGUGAACUUAGAGAGGAGACUGCAACAAUGCGGGGCAGUCAGAUGCAAGUAUCCCCCGAUCAAGCACAGCUACUAGCAAUGCUUGUCCAGGUCCAAGGAGCAAAACGGUGCAUUGAAGUUGGCAUCUAUACUGGAUACUCAUCCUUGGCCAUUGCUUUAGUUCUUCCAGAGCAAGGCCGUUUAGUUGCUUGUGAGAGAGACGAAAAAUCAAUUGAGGUUGCAAAGAGAUAUUAUGACCGAGCGGGUGUGUCAGGCAAGGUGGAUGUGAGACAUGGAAUAGCAGCAGAUACUCUUCGGUCCAUGAUUCAGAAUGGCGAAGGCUGCAGUUAUGACUUUGCGUUCAUUGAUGCCGAUAAGAAAAUGUAUCAGGAAUACUUUGAGUUGCUGCUAAAGCUGGUAAGGGUUGGAGGCGUCGUUGUAGUGGAUAAUGUCCUUUGGCACGGGAGAGUUGCUGAUCCGCUGGUAAAGGAUUCCAAGACGACGAGCAUAAGGAGUUUCAAUAGGACAUUGUUUGAGGAUAACCGCAUAGACAUCAGUAUGGUGCCAAUCGGCGAUGGCAUGACAAUCUGCAGGAAAAGAUGAAUUUCGUUGAGAAGAGAAACAGAUUAUUGGGUAUCCAUGACAAUCUGCCAUCCUGUAUUGAUGAUUUUUUUUUUCCAUUAAUGAUAGUUUUCUUUACAUUGAUUUUCA
Ipomoea triloba (trilobed morning glory) is the source of this 1202-nucleotide messenger RNA. Its product is annotated as O-methyltransferase MdmC-like. The transcript has 10 exons. Gene Ontology annotation, molecular function: O-methyltransferase activity; S-adenosylmethionine-dependent methyltransferase activity. The coding region runs from base 240 to 1094 and encodes 284 amino acids. NCBI's taxonomy places the organism in Eukaryota, Viridiplantae, Streptophyta, Magnoliopsida, Solanales, Convolvulaceae. The record is from RefSeq and is a predicted model, not a curated record.